This is a messenger RNA of Dufourea novaeangliae, 1055 nucleotides long. It is a transcript of the gene dnk, whose product is annotated as deoxynucleoside kinase. Gene Ontology annotation, biological process: nucleobase-containing compound metabolic process. Gene Ontology annotation, cellular component: cytoplasm; mitochondrion. Gene Ontology annotation, molecular function: ATP binding; deoxynucleoside kinase activity. NCBI's taxonomy places the organism in Eukaryota, Metazoa, Arthropoda, Insecta, Hymenoptera, Halictidae. Bases 272 to 982 code for a protein of 236 amino acids. The transcript has 4 exons. The record is from RefSeq and is a predicted model, not a curated record.
UGUUUCGCAGAAUUUCUUUUUUUUAGUGUAGUUAUUACUUAUUAAGUCUGAAAUGAGUAAGUCUGCUUAUUUUGAAAACUAAAUACUUGUGGUGCCACGAGAUAUACUUGAAAAUUUUACAUGGCUUGUGGUGGAGUAGGUUAACGUGUGUGAACAGUAUUUAAAGUGUUAGUUCUUAUUUUAAAUUAAAACGCAAUUAUUUCUUUGAAAAGUUUGAUACUUUUCUUUAUUGCUUGUUGACGGAAAAUCUGUGGUCACAGUAUUAACAAAAAUGGCUACUCCAUGUACAUUAUUCAAACGGCCUUUUACAGUAUGCCUAGAGGGAAAUAUAGGAAGUGGUAAAACAACAUUUUUGAGUCAUUUUAAGAAAUUCAAGAAUGUAACGGUACUGCAAGAACCUGUAGAGCUUUGGCGAAAUAAAGCUGGAACUAACUUACUAGAAUUGAUGUACACUGACCCUACCCGAUAUGCUUUUUUAUUUCAAUCCUAUGUACAGCUAACAAUGCUUAAAUUACACACACAUGAAACUUCAUUCCCAUAUAAAAUCAUGGAAAGAUCAGUGUAUAGUGCAAGAUGUUUUAUUGAAAGUAUGAAACGUUCAAAAACAUUGAAAGACAUAGAGACUGUCAUCUUAGAAGAUUGGUACGAUUGGUGUAUAACAAAUUGUCAUAUAGAAACAGAUUUAAUAGUAUACUUAAGGACAUCCCCGGAGAUUGUAUACCAGAGGAUGAAAGAAAGAGCAAGAAUGGAAGAAAAUUCUGUGUCAUUAGAAUAUUUGAAACAAAUUCAUGACAUUCAUGAAGAAUGGCUUUAUCAUCAAACGUUAUUUACUGUACCAGCACCAGUUUUAGUGUUGGAUGGAAACAAGAGUCUAAAGGAGAUGUUAACUGAAUUUGAACAUUGUAAAAAUCAGAUUUUUAGUACAAGAAUAGAAGAUAAUAAUCUAGGUGCUACGUUAUCUUCGGCGCGUAUAAGAAGAUAAUCACACGCAUAUAAUUCUUGGUAUUCAUUUUUUUAUAUUCAGUGAUAUUAAAAUAUUAUAUUUUUCGACGAAA